AAUGCGUGUGUAUUUGCUAUGUGUGUCUAUAGUGUCUGUGUACCUCUGUGACUAUAUACACAGCCAAACACGUGCGCCUGUGUGUCUCACGGUAUUGUACACCCACCACGCACCCCACCUGUGCAAUUCCUGGCUUCUUACACUCUGUGAAGGAGGGGGGGGUUUCACAGCUGCAGAUGCAUUGCACAUUCUGGUUCACUUCCCCCACCACGUUCCCCGUCUAGCGCUCCAUGGUGUAUCAACUCGGGUGCCUUCCACCGUGGGUGAGAGGGGCCAUGGUGAUCCCGGCCCCCCCAACCCCCUCUGCCUCAACCCGCCCCGGCGCUGGAGUCCUGUUCCCGUGCUACAGAGGGCAGCAGCGGGACGCGCAAGCAGAGGUGGAGCGGUCAGCGUCGGGGCACCAAAGGCAAUCUCAUCCCUUCCAAACCAACGAUGCACGUUGAAUUUCCUCCCUCCGCUUGCAAUAUUGUUGCACACUGACUUAGCAUCUGCAAAGUGUCGGGCCGCAGGAAGGAUUAAAGGGACAGUGGGGAUGGACUCGUCCCGCAGCCAAGUAGUGAUGAAUUCCUGGAGACCAGAAAUUGAACAAUUCCAGGAAAGCGACACAAAAAAGGACGAGGAGAAGCAGUACCUUGAUAUUAUCAGCAACAAAAACAUUAAACUUGCUGAACGAGUGCUGAUCCCAGUGAAACAGUAUCCUAAGUUCAAUUUUGUGGGGAAGUUGCUGGGACCACGAGGAAACUCACUGAAGAGGUUACAGGAAGAAACAGGUGCAAAAAUGUCAAUCCUGGGCAAAGGUUCAAUGAGGGACAAAGCCAAGGAAGAAGAACUGAGGAAAGGUGGAGAGGCCAAGUAUGCACACUUGGGUGAUGAUCUACACGUGUUGAUCGAGGUCUUUGUCCCAGCGGGAGAGGCCUACUCACGAAUGAGCCACGCACUGGACGAGGUGAAGAAGUUCCUGGUGCCAGAUUACAAUGAUGAGAUCCGUCAGGAGCAGCUGAGGGAGCUCUCGUACCUGAACGGCUCGGAAGAUUCCACUCGAGGACGGGGCACACGUGGACGGGGGCUUCGAACUCCCCUCACACCGGCAGUCAGGGGACGCGCCACUGCCCUCCUUCCCGGACGGGGAGUUCCGGUUCCCAGACCGCCGGCAUUGGCCCGUGGCGUGCCCCUCCCACCCCACGCGGGCAGGGGCACCGCAGCGCCCCGUGGCCGGGGAGGACCGGGAGCAGCGGGCUAUCGGCCUCCGCCACCCCCGGAAGAGGACACCUACGAUGAAUACGGUUAUGAUGAUGGCUAUGGAGGAGACUAUGAUGACCAAAGCUAUGAUACCUAUGAUAACAGUUAUGCAAGUCAAGUGGAGAGUGGCCCGGAAUAUUAUGACUAUGGACACGGAACAAGUGAAGAUACAUACGACAGUUAUGGUCAAGAAGAAUGGGUGCCUUCCCGACCGAGUCUGAAAGCACCAAUUCCAAGGUCAAGAGGGACAUACAGAGAACAUCCCUAUGGUAGAUAUUGAAGGCUGCCCUUGUCCUAUGACCUCAGCUCAAUGACUACAUGCGUGUCCUGUGGUCAUCGUAUAGACUACUACAAGACAAGUGUCUAAUAGUAUGGUAACCGUGAAAAAUCAGGACAAGCACAAAGGUUCAGCCUAACCAAAGCUCCUUGAGAAUGAGUCACAGCCGGAUAUUGGGGAUUGACACUUAGAGGCAGGAUAACUCCGGAAUAAAGAGAAAGCAAAUCUCUGGCCAAAGGUCAUCAUUGUCCAGCUGGUGAGAGGAGAUUCUGGCCGGAUGACAGGUCACAGGAAGUGAGACCGCUGGUGAGGAAAUCACGGACAAACAGAUCACGACAACUUGUACCAAUGUAUCCCGUAAGUUUUGACAAAAGUUCAUUGUCCUACGGAUUUAAUUUUUCCUCUCUCCACAAAACCUGCCAGAAGCAUUGACUAUUACCAGUGUUUUCUGAUGUAUUUCCUAUUUCCAGUAUCGGCAGAGUCUUGUUUUUGUAAUGUUCACCGUGUCGUUAACAAAAUGUCCAGGAACCGAUUUCAAACACGAUUUGCCUGUGAGCCACUUAUUAACAUAGAUUGGUCAGAGGAUCCUAACGAAGCGUGUCCUAAAGAAGGAACAAGGUCUGGAGAGGCAGGGGGCCCAGAAUUUGGGUCUUCCUGGCUGAUUGUCCCAUUGCUAGUGGUGACCUGAUUAAACAUGGAGGCACACAAGACUGCAGAUGCUGGAAUCUGA
Messenger RNA from Amblyraja radiata (thorny skate), 2246 nucleotides. It is a transcript of the gene khdrbs2, whose product is annotated as KH domain containing, RNA binding, signal transduction associated 2. The coding region runs from base 2 to 1519 and encodes 505 amino acids. NCBI's taxonomy places the organism in Eukaryota, Metazoa, Chordata, Chondrichthyes, Rajiformes, Rajidae. The transcript is spliced from 11 exons. Gene Ontology annotation, molecular function: poly(A) binding; mRNA binding. The record is from RefSeq and is a predicted model, not a curated record. Gene Ontology annotation, cellular component: nucleus. Gene Ontology annotation, biological process: regulation of alternative mRNA splicing, via spliceosome.